CAGAUUUAUUAGAUAAAAUAUAUUUAAUCAAGGCUACGUAUAUCAUGUUUAAUUAUUUAAUACAACAUACAUACGUUAUACUACCUAAAGGAAAUAUAUAACAAUAAAGGUGUUAAAUAAAAUGUAAUUUAUUCGAAGAAUCAUUUUUUCAAGUAUCUAAUUAAUAAUAAUACUAUUUUCAGGUUCGAAUAUUGUUGUUCGACAACAAUCAACCAUAACCAAGCAAGAAAUUCAAGAUUUUUAUAAGCCAGCUGAACACAUUUACGAUUAUAAUGUUCAAUCUCGCAAUGGUCAUAAGCGCCCAUAUCAUACGGAAAAUUCGAAUGAAGCAGCAAAUACUAAAAAGACACGCAUGAGCAUCGUCAAGACACGAGGAUUAAUUAAGACAGGAACAUCGUUAUCGAAUAAAAUCAAUUGGUAUUACGUGAAAAAUACAGAUAAUUUGACCAACUACAGAACAUUUUUAGAAUCAACAAAAAAAGACUUAAUAGAACUACUCAAAUUACUAUCAACAAAACAACCAAUUAAAUAUAAUCUUAAAUUAGAAGCAACAUAUGAACGCCCGAACGUAGAAAAUUCAGCAGAGAAUAGAGCAUUUAAGACCUCAGCCAAGGAAAUGUUUAUGGAUACAGAUAUCGAAGCUAAAAUUAAUCAAGAUUUUGCCAAUCUUUUGCUAGAAGAAGAAAUUUAUACUUCUAAAGGAAGUGGAUUUACGUUACAAUCAAUAGAUGGUUUACUGUUAGGAGUAUAUAAUUAUACGCCUAUGGGUGGUUCGUCUUAUAUUAAACUUCCAGAAGACAUUAAAAAUAAAAAAGCAAUUAUCAACCCCCAAAACUCAGACCAACAGUGCUUCAAGUGGGCAAUUCUGGCAAGACACGUUUCGGGUAAUGCCAAAAAUCAAGUGGCUGAAAAUUAUACAUCGCUCGAGGACAAAUAUAAUUUUUCUGAUAUAACAUUCCCAACACCUGUGAGGGAAAUAAAAACAUUUGAAAAAAAUAAUCCGAAAAUAUCAGUCAACGUUUAUGGAUUAAAAAAAGAAAAGAAUAAGAAACAUAUUGUUUAUCCACUUAAGGUUGUGGAUGAAGAAAAAAAAUAUCAUUCUGAUCUCUUACUAAUUACUGAUGGUCAUAAAAGCCACUACACCUACAUUUCGAACAUUUCGAGGCUUGUGAGAUCACAAAUAACCGGACAUGAAGAGAGCGUAAUAUUUUGCAAACGUUGCUUCACCAGAAUCGACAAUAUACAUACAAAAUAUAAGUUAAAAGGUCAGGCGGGGCUUGAACAACAUAAGUUGAUAUGUGGAGCACACAAGCCAAUUCUACCUAAGAUGCCUGAGCCCGGUACAUUGUUACAGUUCGAUGGGUGGAGUAACACUGAAAGACAUCCGUUCGCGAUAAAUGCCGAUUUCGAGGCACUCCUUGUUAAAUGUAAAGAAAACAAAGGCAAGAAAACAGCAGCUUUUCAAAAACACGAACCGAUGAGCUUUGGAUAUUUCGUUAAGGCUACAGAAAACGUACCGGAUUGAUUUGCUUGAGAAAUAUGAGA
This is a messenger RNA of Myzus persicae (green peach aphid), 1545 nucleotides long. RefSeq lists its product as uncharacterized. Bases 353 to 1525 code for a protein of 390 amino acids. The record is from RefSeq and is a predicted model, not a curated record. The transcript is spliced from 2 exons. NCBI's taxonomy places the organism in Eukaryota, Metazoa, Arthropoda, Insecta, Hemiptera, Aphididae.